Messenger RNA from Papilio xuthus (Asian swallowtail), 2074 nucleotides. RefSeq names its product double PHD fingers d4 (gene d4). Gene Ontology annotation, cellular component: nBAF complex. Lineage: Eukaryota; Metazoa; Arthropoda; Insecta; Lepidoptera; Papilionidae. The record is from RefSeq and is a predicted model, not a curated record. The transcript is spliced from 12 exons. Gene Ontology annotation, biological process: nervous system development. The coding region runs from base 48 to 1589 and encodes 513 amino acids.
AUGACGUCAUCAACUUAGCGUUGUCGUCUUCAUGUCUGCUUUAUAAAAUGGCGGCCGCAGAAAUUCAAGUUGUAAAUCCAUCAAAUUUAGCAAAAAUAGAAAGUUUUCUCAAUGAUCCGAGUUAUAAAGAGAUUAUCGAAAAUUCGUCAACAUUUAACUCGCGACUAUGUGCAGAAAGAAGGAUGCGUAUGCCAUUUAUCGACACACAAACAGGUGUUGCACAAAGUCACUGUAACUUGUUCAUGACGAGGAAGCAGCGCAUGCCAGGUGCUAGAGAGGGACAGGUUUACACAUAUCCAUCACAAAGAUGGCGCAAAGCUCGACGUCAGUAUCUAACAAUGUCAUCCACACGUUGGGGCUGGAGUGCACUUGAUGCGGCUGAGAACGCAGGAGAUGGUGACAACAGUUCGGGGAUCCCGGGUGAUGCACUAGCUGGUGAUGAUAGCCGAGAUGGCUCACAGACUGCUGCCAAAGAUGAUCCUAAAGAAUGGUUUUACGAUGACUUGGCGAUAGAAGAGAUGGAGACUGGCGAGGAACCUGAUCCGGAGUCUGACGAGGAUUACUACGACGACACAUACGCUAAUAGGCGCAAACGGCGCGGCAUAGCCCCCACAGGACCCGGCUCACGUGGCGGCCGGCGCGGUAACAAGCAGCCUGAUGAUACACCUUCCAAACGUGGACGUGCUGGUCGCGGUCGUAAGAGAGCAGGUCAAGGUACACUGCCAUACGAGGUGCCCGGUGAUGCAGAGAAACCAUACGGAUGUGAACUGUGCGGAGCUAAAUACAAGACGCGUCCCGGUCUGACGUAUCAUUUCACACACACGCACAAGGACCCCGGCACAGCGGCCGGCACCGCGCCAUGCAGCGACGGUGACUCCCGCGACAGUCGCCCCGGCGCGCACACGCCGCCUGCGCCCGCGCAGCCCGCCACUGAGUACCAGGACAGCUAUGUCACCUUCUUGAAUAAUCCCGCUGUUGGCACUUCAUCGGGCACAGCGACGCCUCCCUUGCGUAAGCCGUCGCCUCCACCGCGGCCUAUGUCUGCGGAUACAUCAUCCUCGGAUUCUGCGCAUGCGCCCCUCGUAGCGCCCGGCAGCGCCGCCUCGGCCACCGCCCCUACGCCUGCACCAGCGUCCGCACCCGCGCCCUCACCCUCGCCCGGCUCCUCCACCGCCGCCCCCGCCACACCUGCCGCGCCCCCCACCGCGCUGCCCCUUCUCAAGGAACCUGAAACUAAGGCAUCACCCUCACCGUACUGCGACUUCUGUUUGGGUGACGAUCGAGAGAACAAGAAGACGGGGACACCGGAGAAGUUAGUCAGUUGCUCUGAUUGCGGACGGUCAGGUCACCCGACGUGUCUGCAGUUCACAGUGAAUAUGAUAGUGUCGGUGCGCAAGUACAGGUGGCAGUGCAUCGAGUGCAAGUGCUGCUCCGUCUGCGGCACCAGCGAUAAUGAUGACCAGCUGUUGUUCUGUGACGACUGUGACCGCGGCUACCACAUGUACUGCCUCGCGCCGCCGCUCGACACACCGCCUGAGGGAUCCUGGUCCUGCGCCCUCUGCAUCGCUGAGUUCCACACCAAGCGCUGAACUACACAAUAUAGCUUACCUAAAUGCAGAUUUUCCAGUUUGCAAACAAGAUGAGUUGUUUAUGAAUUAAUGAUAUUUCUAUUUUGUGAUUUAAAUACGAUUUUUAUAUAUGUUGCCAUAAAAAGAUAUAAAAUUUGCUAUACAAAAAAUAUUUCUUACAAAGAUCAAAUGGAUUACGUAAAUAUUCACAUAAUGUAGUUUACAUCGAUAAAGCUUGUAGAUAACCUUAUAUAUUAAAGUUAGGGCCUAACUACAAAGACUUUAGUAUUUCAAUGAAAUUUUAACUUAAAAUUUUAACCCUUUCCCGAAAAAUGAUAUUAGACUAUCAAAAAACUUCAGGCUUCAGAAACAUGAUCUUGACAAAUAAAUAACAAAGUAUUUAUAUCUGAAGCAUUUUUGUAGACAUAUUUAUUACCUAAUUAAGGUUGAGCAUCGGUGGCUCAGGGGUUAAGCACUUGACUUGCAAUCUCCUGGUCCAAGGUUCG